AUGUGUUUUCUGGAAAUCGAAACCAGACUAGGUUUAUGAAGCAUUUCCUGGGACCAGGCUGAGAAGAACCACAUGGUGGAGCCUCUCAGCCCAACAGUCUGCAGAAAGCUUCCGAGGGCAGCCAGCAGGGAGGCCCUAGGACCACCUUCAGCAGCUGCCCGGGAGUCCCUGUCUCUUGCUUCCAGGGCUGGGCUUCUAGGCCAGGCAAUGGCUCUCCUCUGGCUCCUCUCUGUGUGGUUGCUGGUUCCAGGGACUCAAGGUGCAGAAGAUGGGGACAUGCGUCUGGUUAACGGAGCCUCGGCCAGUGAGGGCCGCGUGGAGAUCUUCUACAGAGGCCAGUGGGGGACGGUGUGCGACAACCUCUGGAGCCUGUUAGAUGCCAACGUCGUCUGUCGGGCCCUGGGCUACGAGAACGCCACUCAGGCACUGGGCAGAGCUGCCUUCGGGCCAGGAAAGGGACCCAUCAUGCUGGACGAGGUGGAGUGUACAGGGACAGAGUCCUCGCUGGCCAACUGCAGCUCCCUGGGCUGGCUGAAGAGCCGCUGUGGGCAUGAGAAGGAUGCAGGCGUGGUCUGCUCCAACGAAACCAGGCGUGUCCAUGUCCUGGACCUCUCUGGAGAGCUCCCUGACGCGAUGGUCCAGAUCUUUGACAGCCAGCAGGGCUGUGACCUGUUCAUCCAGGUGACAGGGCAGGGGCAUAGGGAUCUGAACCUCUGUGCCCACAAGCUGAUCUUGAACACCAACCCUGAGGCCCAGGCCCUGUGGCAAACAGUGGGCAGCAGCGUCAUCAUGAGAGUGGACGAGGAAUGCAUGCCUGUGGUCAAAGACUUCCUCAGGUACUUUUACUCCCGAAGAAUCGAGGUUACCAUGUCUUCUGUCAAGUGCUUGCACAAGCUAGCCUCAGCCUUUCAGGCCACACAGCUUCAAGACUACUGCGGACGGCUCUUUGCCACCCUCCUCCCCCAGGAUCCCACUUUCCACACCACCCUGGACCUCUAUGAGUAUGCACAGGACACCAAGGACUCUGUGCUGGAAGAUCUGUGCGUGCAGUUCCUGGCCUGGAACUUCGAGCCUCUGACACAGGCUGAGGCCUGGCUAAGUGUCCCUACCACCUUGCUCCAGGCUCUCCUCUCCAAGAGCGAGCUGGCCGUGUCGAGCGAGCUGGACUUGCUGAAGGCGGUGGAUCAAUGGAGCACAGAGAGUGGCGCCUCCCACGCGGAGGUAGAGCACCUGCUGGAACAGGUCCGCUUCCCUAUGAUGCUGCCCGAGCAGCUGUUUGAGCUGCAGUUCAACCUGAGCCUGUACCAGGGUCACCAGGCACUGUUCCAAAGGAAGACCAUGGAGGCCCUGGAGUUCCACACCGUGCCUUUCCCAGUGCUGGCCAAGUACAGAGGCCUGAACCUCACGGACGACACCUACAUGCCCCGGCUCUACACCUCCUCAACCUGGAGUACCUUGGUGACGGCCCGUUCCUCCAGAUCGCAGGGAGUGCAAGUGUACAGCUACGAUCAGUUCUACUCGUAUAACUAUGGCUCAAGACGCCGGUAUGACCCCUACCAGUCCUUCCUGACCCCACAGCACCCCAGCUUCCUCUUCAAGGACAAGCUGAUCUCCUGGUCAGCCACCUACCUCCCCACCAUGCAGAGCUGCUGGAAUUACGGCUUCUCUUGCACCUCUGACGAGCUCCCUGUGCUGGGCCUCACCAAGUCCGGCUACUCCGAUCCUACUAUUGGCUACGAAAACAAAGCGCUGAUGGUCUGCGGAGGGUCCAGUGUGGUGGAUGUCACCAAUUUUGAAGGCUCUAAGGCUCCUAUCCCCAGUGCCCUGGAUACCAAUAGUUCCAAGAUUUCCUCCGUCUUUCCCUGCACCUCAGGGGCCUUCAGCAGCUUCCGUGUGGUCGUCCGCCCCUUCUACCUGACUAACUCCACUGACCUGGACUAGACGGUCCAUCUCUGUGGUGGGGACCAGACACCCAUGUGUCCCCUCCCUGGCCUCCUCCUUUGCAGCUGCUUCCAGCAGCCUGCCACCAGAUUUCCCCAGCUUCCACUGUCUCCACGAGCUUUGUAUUUCACUAGGUUUCAGACAUCACUCACUCCACUGUUGAGAGUCCCCAGGGCUCCCAUUGCAGGCACACGCAGGUUCUGUGAAGUCCUGUGGGAUUUCCAAUGCCCACUGCAGAGCUCUGUCUGUCACGGUCACUAAUCUGAAAUCAUUAAAGUCACAUGUACUUCUCACGA
Messenger RNA from Peromyscus leucopus (white-footed mouse), 2237 nucleotides. It is a transcript of the gene Lgals3bp, whose product is annotated as galectin 3 binding protein. Gene Ontology annotation, molecular function: protein binding. NCBI's taxonomy places the organism in Eukaryota, Metazoa, Chordata, Mammalia, Rodentia, Cricetidae. The transcript is spliced from 6 exons. Gene Ontology annotation, cellular component: extracellular matrix; membrane. The record is from RefSeq and is a predicted model, not a curated record. Bases 73 to 1941 code for a protein of 622 amino acids.